AUUUGAAACCAAUAUUCUUUGUACAGAUAAUUUCUGUUCUUUUUAUAGGACAUAUUAACAUUACACAAUAUUUACUCAACUAUUAUCCUGGCCUUGAUAUUGAGAAAAGGAAUGCAUUUGGAUUUACUGCACUCAUGAAAUCUGCAAUGCAAGGCCGAAGUGAAUGUGCCAGAGCCUUAAUAUUGGCAGGGGCAAAUAUUAAUGCAACAGACCCAGGCCGUGGAUUCACUCCUCAAGAAUGGGCGUGUUUCACAGGAAGAAUAGAAUCUGCAUAUCUUAUACAGAGACUUAUGGACAAGCCAUGUGCUGAGCAAUUUUGUGAUCAGUAUGUGCUUGAAUGGCCAAAGAUGAAGGAACUUCUUGCCAAGGCUACAGGUACAAAAACUUGCUUGCAGAAGAUCUCAGAAACGUUGAGGUCCAUUGUAGAUUUCAGAGCUUUCCAUAGCCCUGAAGAAGAUGGGGUCCUCAAUCACAUGGUUAGAACAACAACAAGUUUAAGAAGCUCUUUUGUUGCCAUAGCUUGUAGGACUGUGUGCCCUGAAAGUCCCCCUGCUGUAGGAAAACGUAGGCCAGCUGUGCAAGAAAUUCUUAGGAAACAAAGAGCUAAAGAACUUCAAAUUUUGGAGAAUAGGGAACAUUUUAAUAGCUAUAAGAAGUUGUUUCAGAAUUCUAGAAUUACAUUAGUGUCCAAAAAGAAGGAACGGAGGGCCAGCCUGCAGCCUUUCACUUUAAAUGUACCCCAGGUCAACAUUGUGGUUCCAAGGAAAACCAGCCUGUUGCCACUGCACUUGUUAAGAAGAAGCAGUGUCCGCCCUGGGAUUGUCAUCCCCAGAGUCCGUAUAAGUAAGGCACCUCGGCCUACUUUCCAGCCAGAGAAAGUGAGACCGAAAAGUAGUGCCAGUGAUGGGACCUACCUGCAGAUUCCCAAAUGGAGGUAUAAGGAGCUGAAGGAACAAAGGAAGAAGGCUGAAGAAGAAAAGAAAAAAGCUGAAGCUCAGAAACAGAAACAAGCGUCUCUGCAGAGAAAAAGAACUUAA
Molecule: messenger RNA, 1037 nt
Organism: Python bivittatus (Burmese python)
Lineage: Eukaryota; Metazoa; Chordata; Lepidosauria; Squamata; Pythonidae
Source: RefSeq, a predicted model, not a curated record